CCUUCAUCUCAGGAGGGUUGAGCCCACGGACACAGAAGGCCUUCUAUCUCUCAGCGCACUGGAAGACAAUUUUAUUCAGCUCCUUCCUCAUCCCUAGCACCGACUAUGUACUCCGCUGGCUUGGAGAUCCUCGGGAUCAUCCUGGCUGUGGCUGGCUGGCUGGGGGUAAUGGUGGCCUGCGGCCUGCCCAUGUGGAGAGUAGCGGCUUACAUCGGCCAGAACAUUGUCAUUUCUCAGGUUAUCUGGGAAGGCUUGUGGAUGAACUGUUCUGUGCAGAGCACGGGCCAGAUGCACUGCAAGAUCCACGAAUCCAUGCUGGGGCUUCCAGUUGACCUGCAAGCAGCUCGUGCCUUGGUCAUCGUCUCUAUGGUUCUUUGCAUUGUGGGCAUCACUCUGUCUGUGGCUGGUGCCAAGUGCACCAACUGUAGCCGGGAUGUGAGCAGUAAACCUCGCCUCAUGGUGGCUGCUGGGGUGACCUUUGUGGUGGCUGGACUGCUGCUUCUUGUGGCUGUGUCCUGGACAGCCCACGCCAUUGUUUUGGGCUUCUAUGACCCUAUGCUGGAGGAGACGGGGAAGAGGGAGUUUGGUAAUGCUCUGUACUUUGGUUGGGCUGCUUCCUGCCUGCUCAUUCUAGGGGGAGCGUUACUCUGCUGCUCCUGUCCACGCAGAUCAGUCACAGUGCCGAGCGGUGGUGACUCUGCACCUUCCCGCAUCGACUAUUCAACUGUAAAAACAAUGCCAGUGAAUGGAUACACCAGAAGAGACUAUGUAUGA
This is a messenger RNA of Archocentrus centrarchus (flier cichlid), 774 nucleotides long. RefSeq names its product claudin-4. Gene Ontology annotation, molecular function: structural molecule activity. The coding region runs from base 106 to 774 and encodes 222 amino acids. The record is from RefSeq and is a predicted model, not a curated record. Gene Ontology annotation, cellular component: membrane; bicellular tight junction. Lineage: Eukaryota; Metazoa; Chordata; Actinopteri; Cichliformes; Cichlidae. The transcript has a single exon.